AGUUUUUUAGAGGUUUCGUCGAUGUGUUUUGACCAUGUCAGGGUUUCAUCGAUGUGUACUCCUAGACAUUUCGCGUUUUUUACCCUUUGGACUUCGGUGUUCCCAUUUUUCAGCGAAGGGCAAGACACAUGACGAGCACUGCGUACUUCACCUAGUGUAUAACGAGCAGUGAACCUUUCACCUAGUGAACACAUGCCAAGCGAUGCACACAUCAUCUACUGUGAACAUGACGAACUAUGCGCACAUUAGGGACCUUAAGCAACGACGACGGCAACGUGGACGACGACGGCAAGAAGCAAUGCAAUUUGAUUCAGAAUUCAAUAGCAGCACGUUAAAAUGCGUUCUGUCUUAUACAUUUCAGACGUUUUCCAUAAAACCACGAAGUGAAACUUUAAGUUUCAUGGUCAGUUGAGAACGCGGACGUUAGCACUGUAAACUCCACUAACUAUGUUCGCUACUGUAGAAACAAUGUCCUUAGUUUAUUUUGAUUUGUCUCUGACUAUAAUGGUUAUCUGAUUCCGUUGCAAUAAAAUUAUUAUUGAUCGCCACGCGCGAAAACAUCUCUUUCGAUCUUGUUGUCCUAGCCGUCGUUGUCGUCCUUGCCUAAGGUGCCUGCUUGCUUAAGGUCACCUAGUGUGUACAUGACAAAUUUGUUGGAAAAUUGAUUGAAGCGCUUUCGCGACCGACAAACGAGGACGGCUGCAAAUGAUACUAACGGGCCAUAUACUAUAUAAGAUAACUUUACCGAAAAAAAAUCAGGCAAGCAAUCUCCGGUAAUGGGGAUACCGACGUUUAUAACACCUUCUGAAAAGGGUGUAUAUAUUUUAAAUAAAUCUAAAUAAAUUUUAAAGACACUACUCGUUUAGGAAGUUCAAGUUAAUGAUAAAUCAUUUAAACCAUUUUGCUACUCUGUUUUGAUAAACAUAUCAUCCCGCCAUUCAUUGGCUGUAUUGUGAUCUCUAAGGCACCUUGGUGAUUUAGGCGUAGAAACCUUCAAACUUGACGAACAACACCAGACUCCCAUUUUUACGCUUGCUUUUAACUUGAACAAGUCAGAAUUUUACCAUAAACUCCAAAUACUGCCAAGACAACGACAGAUAACCGAGAUAACUAGGUCUUUCGCACAAAAGGUUUUGCAGGAUCAGUGAUGAUGUAUAAGUUAGCGUUUUGCGUUUUUAUUACCGUCACUGUACGUCUUGCAAGUGGGAAUCAAUUCGUUGCGAGAAACACCAUGGAAAGGAGAAGUGCAAAAAGUGCCGGCAGAUUCCGCAAACACGUCCAUACUUACCUUAACGUCGACGGAGGGGCAAGGAUUCUGGUCGCAAGACAAAGCGCGUGUGUAUUGGCGUGUCUGAGGAAUGACACCUGCUUUUCGCUGAAUCUGGCGGCCAAGGCUGAUGCUAAUCGUCAGUUUUGGUGCGAGAUUCUUGCCACGGACAAAUACAACAUGUCACAUAAACUCAACGAAAUGAACGAGACCUCCCUACACUUCAGCAUUGGUAGUCCCUGUUAUGAUGGACCGUGCUUGCAUGGGGGCAGCUGCCGAGCUUCGUACCAUGAUGACAACUACACUUGUUCUUGCCAACGAGGGUACAACGGAAGAAAUUGCGAAAAUGGACUUGGCUCUUCCCAAGAACUACCUGGACUCUCGUGCAAGCAAAUUCGGGACCAGUCAUUCCAUCGUCGCAGAGAAAGCGGAGAAUAUUGGCUUGACCCUUCUGGUACUCAGCAGCCAUUGCGCGCUUUCUGUGACAUGCAGACUGACAAAGGAGGCUGGACAUUGAUCUCACAAACUGAAAUCAAAGAGUUACCGAUCAUAUAUUCCAAUUUGGUAUGGUCGAGUAAUUACCGUGAUAUUGCACAAUAUAACCAUGGAAUGCUACUGAUAGAAGAAUCGGGGAUACAACAGCUCAGGGACUUCAUCGGUUUCACGCAGCUAAGGUGGAGAUGCCAUAAGCUUAGAGUCGGUCGCACUAUCGACAUCAUGACAACUAAUGAUAGCAUGGGAGCGGCUGUAGUAGAUCACUUCUUGGUCCGGUAUGCUCCUCCACCAGCUUGUGGAUCUUUCGUUCGUUUGCCAGGCGACAACUCUACUUUGACUCAAAACUGCGCCAAGUGGGGCAAAACAAGCUCUUCGGUAGAGAUCAACCGUUGGGGGCAUUACGAAUACUAUGGUAACAAGAGGAUGUAUGAACGAGUAUGUGUGUGGUCUGGUCACCUUGCAUUAAAUAUGUCUCCUGCCACCACAAAUCCAUUGAUGUGUGAUGAUAAAGAAAACCAAUUGUCAAUUGGCGACAAGUGGCAGCUAUUUGUGCGAUGAUAUCAAAGACAAAACGACACCAAAUGUAGAGUUUUAGGGACGUCGAAGCUAGCAUUCGGAAAAAAACGCUGAUUUUUUUUAGCAAAAUAACUAUCAAUAGUAAAGCAAAAAUAGCACUUGUUUUUUAGAUCUGGUAGAAAUGCUGGGAAUGUGUACAGUUAUGUUUGUCUUGCUUCAUUAUUGAUUUAUUCAUUUAUUCGUAUUCAUUCAUCCAUUUGUUGUCCGUUUGUUUGUUUGCUUGUUUGUUUGUUUGCUUGUUUGUUUGUUUGUUUGUU
Molecule: messenger RNA, 2595 nt
Organism: Nematostella vectensis (starlet sea anemone)
Lineage: Eukaryota; Metazoa; Cnidaria; Anthozoa; Actiniaria; Edwardsiidae
Exons: 4
Coding region: 1148-2320 (390 amino acids)
Molecular function (GO): oligosaccharide binding
Source: RefSeq, a predicted model, not a curated record